Colletotrichum karsti is the source of this 1815-nucleotide messenger RNA. RefSeq names its product uv radiation resistance protein. The transcript is spliced from 2 exons. The record is from RefSeq and is a predicted model, not a curated record. Gene Ontology annotation, molecular function: SNARE binding. Gene Ontology annotation, cellular component: lytic vacuole; endosome. The coding region runs from base 1 to 1815 and encodes 604 amino acids. Gene Ontology annotation, biological process: SNARE complex assembly. NCBI's taxonomy places the organism in Eukaryota, Fungi, Ascomycota, Sordariomycetes, Glomerellales, Glomerellaceae.
AUGCCUCCUCCGGAAACCCGACCCCUCCUUCUCGCGCAGAACCGCAAGCUUCGUCACCUGCGCGGCAUCUACCUUCGAAACCUCAGCUUCAUCCGCCCUCGAGGCCAGACAAUUGAUGAUACCCUCUUGAACUCGACAUCCUCGAAGCUCGACGCCCUUCGCGAUGCGCCUCCUCUGCACCAUGCCCUCUCCAGCGACAACAUACGCCCCAAGGCGCGCCGCCGCAGUACUGCCUUGGCCCAAGCGACCCCGGUUACGAGGCAGCGCAUGCUGAAACUGACCGUCGACGGUAGAGCCGCGGAUGUGUUCUUUUCAUUGCACUGCGAGGACGAGGAGGAUCCCAUCUACAUCAGCGAGCUGAAGGAGCACGCGACGAACUUCAAUUUCCAUUUCUUCGACUUGAACGAGCAGGGUCCGUCUGUCACCCGAGCACCCGUCUUCACGAUCAAGAUUUGGGCGAAACGGACAUCAUGGACUCUCCUCCUCGAAGACACUAUCGACCUUCGAAGCCUACACUUCAUUGGCACCCUCCAGAACCACAAGUUCCCUCCGAAUGCCUUGAUAUUCCACCUUGCCGACGGCAUAUACUCUCUCGACGUCCUCGGAAAGCCUUCGCAACCCAAAGACCUACCUCCGCUGCAUACGUCUUCGUACAACAGCCUCAUGAAGCUUGCGACGCUGGACAACUCGAUCCAGGAUGCGUAUGCGACCCAAGCCCAGAUCACAUCGCAGAUCAACGACGCCCUCGAAACAGUCCCCCAUAACGAAGCCCCCGCGGCUGAAGAGAAGGUGAAGUUGGCGAAGAAGUAUGUUACCUUGGAGAAGCGCGCUCUCAGCGCGUCCGAGAAGCGCCGUGAUGAGCUGCGCGAGUCCAUCAGGACCCGCAGAGAAGCAAUAGCCAAUGGUCGUGCUCUCCAGGACAAAGCAGAGAAGGACGUCGCCAACGCUGCCGAGCAUCUCGCCGGUUCUAGGGCCCUGGUUGCCCAAACUCAAGACCAAAUCCGCGGCCAGCGUCGCCGCAUCUGCUCCGACCUCGCCCACAUCUACCGUAUUACACCCACCCCCUCCGGCGGGCCUCUCAAUUUCCAAAUUGCAGACCUCCCACUCCCGAACUCGGAGUACGACACUUCCGCCUCUCGUGGCGCAGAUGACGAUCUCCUCUCUGCCGCCCUUGGUCACACAGCAGCCCUCACCAACAGCCUGCAGUACUACCUAUGCGUACCGCUUCCUUACCCAAUCACUACCUUCGCAUCGCGUUCCUCCAUUCGCGAUGAUAUCUCCCUACUCACCGACCUCAACUCGGCACAAGCUGCUAGACAGCGCGACUUUCCUCUAUAUGUUCCUCGAGGAGGUUCGACGGCCUCCCAUUACCGCUUCGAUUACGGCUGGUUUCUCCUGAACAAGAACAUCGAGGCUCUCUGCGCGAGCCAAGGCCUAAAGGUCCCCGACAUACGCCAGUCGCUUCCGAACCUGAAGUACUUGUUGUACGUCUGCAGCGCCGGCACCGACGAACUCCCCGAUCGCAAGAGAGGCGGCAUCAUGGGCCUGUGGGCUGGUCGUCUGACCGGCCGCACACCUUCAUCCGUGAGAGGCGGCGAUGGCGACACGAGCAGCAUCGGAGGAAGCCGCCGCGGUAGCAACGACAGCGAGUACCUCAGCCGCCAGCGCGAUGAGCUGCGCAAGGUGCUGGCGGCGCGGGAGGGUGCCACGUCGCCCGAGAGCAUGGCGUUCUCGCCCGCUGGCCUGCCAUUCGACGAGCGGGAGAUGAAGAUGUCCUUGCGGACCAAGGGCCUGAGAGAGAAUGUGGGAGUUUGA